This is a messenger RNA of Esox lucius (northern pike), 1248 nucleotides long. It is a transcript of the gene ggh, whose product is annotated as gamma-glutamyl hydrolase (conjugase, folylpolygammaglutamyl hydrolase). Gene Ontology annotation, cellular component: vacuole. Gene Ontology annotation, molecular function: gamma-glutamyl-peptidase activity. Gene Ontology annotation, biological process: tetrahydrofolylpolyglutamate metabolic process. The record is from RefSeq and is a predicted model, not a curated record. NCBI's taxonomy places the organism in Eukaryota, Metazoa, Chordata, Actinopteri, Esociformes, Esocidae. Bases 166 to 1089 code for a protein of 307 amino acids. The transcript has 9 exons.
CACUGUCAAGCUGUGUCAAGUCUGUCAGUUGUAAAAACAAAAGACAACCAUUAAAUAAUAAUGUCGUAACUUGCACAGUCAUUAUCGAUACCUCUUUAAAUGGAAACAGUAGCAAUUUUAAGAGUACAUAUUUGAUACGCGCAUUGUUUUAAACACGGUAAGAAAAUGAACACCUGUGUUUUAUUGGUUUGUUUUGCCUUUUCAAGUUUGGCUUCGUGUACUGCGUUGAAGAGGAACGAAAAGCCAAUUAUUGGUGUCUUGGCUCAAGAGGUACGCACCCCUCAACCGCAGAAGGCCUCUUAUAUUGCCGCAUCGUAUGUCAAGUUCCUGGAGGCUGCUGGCGCGAGGGUUGUCCCUGUGAUGAUUAAUCAGACACUGGAGGAGUACAAAAAGCUAUUUAACUCCAUCAAUGGAAUUCUGUACCCUGGUGGCGGAGUUAGCAUUGUCUCUUCUGGGUAUGCUAACGUUGCAAGGAUUUUUUACAAGCUUGCUAUAGAGGCCACUUCAAGGGGUGACUAUUUCCCAGUAUGGGGCACCUGUCUUGGAUUUGAGGAGCUGACGUACCUGACCAGUGGGGAAAUGCUUCUGUCGCGCACAAACACCAGCGGGGUUGCCUUACCACUCGUUUUCACUAACGAAUCCAGAGAGAGUAGGUUGUUCAAGGAAUUCCCAGCUGAUGUCCUGAAUGCCUUGGCCUCUGAGCCAAUCACUGAAAACUCCCAUAAUUUCAGUCUUACACUGAAGAGAUAUAACCGCAAUAAAGACCUUAGGAAGUUCUACAAAGUUCUAACCACAAACAGUGAUGGAAAAACUGAGUUUGUGUCAACUAUGGAAGCAUAUGAUUUCCCCAUUUAUGGAACACAGUGGCACCCAGAAAAGAAUGCAUAUGAAUGGACUAGGCCAUACAUUCCACACUCCCCAUCGGCCGUGAGAACCACUUUCUUCAUGGGCGAAUUCUUUGUAAAUGAAGCUAGAAAAAACCUUCACAAAUUUGAUGAUGAAGAGGCAGAGAAGAGGUCAUUGAUAUACAACUACAAUCCUGUUUACACUGGAAUCAAGUCUGCCUUUGAACAAUUAUAUUUCUUUUGAUUUUUAUAUAGAGUGAGUUGUCUUCAUAAAGUUCAAUUCAAUAAGUGUAAUGGUAUUUUGUCCACAAUACCUAUUUUUGUAAAUGUAUUUAAAUGUUGUUUGGUGUCUUUUGAUGAACUUUUUUACAAAUAUAUUAAACUGAGGACUAUAGUUGCUGGA